AUGCCGUUGCCGCCGGUGCCCCCGCACCGUCCCCGACCCCGCCGGUGGCGGCCGCUGCGGGGCCUGGAGUGCGUGUUGCUGGGCGACGGCGCGGUGGGCAAGACCAGCCUGGCGCUCAGCUAUAGCACCAACGGCUUCCCCGCGCGCUACGUGCCCACGGCCCUCGACCGCUUCUCGGCUGUGGUCCAGGUGGACGGCGCCCCCAUCCGUCUCCAGCUGUGCGACACCGCCGGGCAGGAUGAAUUUGACGCCUUGUGGCAGACCUGCUGCCCAAAGGCUGACGUCUGCCUGCUCUGCUUCAGCGUGGUGGCACCCACCUCCUUCCGGAACAUUGCAGACAAGUGGUACCCAGAGGUGCGUCGCCACUGCCCUUCCGCCCGGGUGCUGCUGGUGGGGACUCAGUCGGACCUACGCCAGGACGUCAAGGUGCUGAUUGCCCUCUCCCGGCGUCAGGAGAAGCCGGUGCCUCCUGCAGCCGCCUGCUCUCUGGCCAGGAAACUGGGCCUGGCCGGCUAUGUGGAAUGCUCGGCUCUCACCCAACAGAACCUGAAGGAGGUCUUUGACACUGCUAUUGUGCUGGGGCUGCGGGCCGGCGAGGGCCCCAGGGGGCAGAGGGCCCCCCCCAGCUGCAUCUGGGCCCUCUCCAAAGACUGGUGGAGCAAGUACGUUUGUGUGCGGUAG
Protobothrops mucrosquamatus (brown spotted pit viper) is the source of this 681-nucleotide messenger RNA. Its product is annotated as rho-related GTP-binding protein RhoU-like. Bases 1 to 681 code for a protein of 226 amino acids. Gene Ontology annotation, molecular function: GTPase activity; GTP binding. Gene Ontology annotation, biological process: small GTPase-mediated signal transduction. The transcript is spliced from 3 exons. The record is from RefSeq and is a predicted model, not a curated record. NCBI's taxonomy places the organism in Eukaryota, Metazoa, Chordata, Lepidosauria, Squamata, Viperidae.